Saccostrea echinata is the source of this 758-nucleotide messenger RNA. RefSeq lists its product as uncharacterized. The transcript is spliced from 8 exons. NCBI's taxonomy places the organism in Eukaryota, Metazoa, Mollusca, Bivalvia, Ostreida, Ostreidae. The record is from RefSeq and is a predicted model, not a curated record. The coding region runs from base 1 to 687 and encodes 228 amino acids.
AUGACUAGAUGGGAUGGCCAUGCUGCAAACAUGGAUCGGCCAGGUUGUAUACGGCUAGGCCAUGAUGAUAAAGCGUGGGGUGUCCAUGAUGCAAACAUGGGAAGGCCAGGGAUGUUCUGCAUAGAAUGUGGUAGUCACCUAGAACCCAACAACAAGUUCUGUGGGGAAUGUGGCACUGCUGUAAAGAAGAAAAGCAGGGUUGCAGAUACUCGUGAUAUCACGGUACCAAGUGAAGCGGAACAGAAACCAAGUGGAAGUGGGUCCACAGGCCCUUUCAAAAGGAUUGAAGAUGAAGGAGUGAAGUCUAAACUGGAUUUUUUGAGGGCAAAAUUCAUCACCAGUAAAAAGAAGAUGAUUGGUACCACCUUCUCCAAAGAGAGUGAGAAACCAGAGUGUUUAGAAAUUCGCUUCUUGGAUCAAAAUGAGAAAAGGAUCCAACGAUUGUUCAAUGGAGUGGAUGCUUCUAUGAUAUUGAGAGUUGAGAAAGAUUCUUCGAUGGACAAUUGGAUGCAGAGUGUGGAAAACAAGUUCAAGACAUCAUUCACAAUGGUACCUAUGAGGUUGGAGGAUAAAACGUACACAGAGUUACCACGGGACCUUAAGUACCAAGAAUUAAAGAAGCGUUCAAAGGGGAAGAGAAAGUACCAUGGAUUUUACGUUAAAAUAUAUGCAAGGUCCAAGCAUUGAAUCAGAUAAUGUGUUGUCAGGAAGCGGGGUAAAUAAGCCAAAAAGUCAGCGCAUUGUCCUCUCUGACUCGG